CUACGUCAUCGCGCAGAGGUUGUCUAACAGCCAAGAUGGCCGCCACGAUGCUGAGGUCGCUGUCCAAACUAGGACGUCCUUCAACUAAACUCAUAUUAAAUAAUAACUUACUGAGCCCCAGCUGCAGUGUUCUGCAAAACAGGCAGAAACAAUGGCAGCCGGACGUGGAGUGGACGGAGCAGUUUGCUGGGGCAGUGAUGUAUCCCACUGCCCUCAACGACAAGUGGACCCCCCCUCCAUGGAACGACAAAGACCCUAAUGCAGAGAAGGAUGUGUCCAACCUGACCAUAAACUUCGGACCCCAGCACCCUGCGGCUCACGGCGUGCUGCGCCUCGUACUGGAGCUCAGUGGAGAGUCGGUCAAGAAGUGUGACCCCCACAUCGGGCUGCUCCACCGCGGCACAGAGAAGCUCAUCGAGUACAAGACCUACCUGCAGGCUCUGCCCUACUUCGACCGCCUGGACUACGUUUCCAUGAUGUGCAACGAGCAGGCCUACUCUCUGGCUGUGGAGAAGCUGCUCAACAUCCAAGCUCCGCCCCGUGCUGAGUGGAUCAGAGUUCUGUACGGAGAGUUGACCCGCAUCCUGAACCACAUCAUGGCCAUCACUACGCACGCCCUCGACAUCGGUGCCAUGACCCCAUUCUUCUGGCUGUUCGAGGAGAGAGAGAAGAUGUUUGAGUUUUAUGAGCGCGUGUCCGGAGCCAGAAUGCACGCCGCGUACGUCAGACCUGGUGGUGUCCAUCAGGAUAUGCCCCUCGGCCUGAUGGACGACAUCUAUGAAUGGUGCAAGAAUUUCUCCAUCAGGAUCGAUGAAGUAGAAGAGAUGUUGACCAACAAUCGUAUUUGGAAGAAUCGUACUGUUGAUAUCGGCAUCGUCACUGCUGAGGAGGCUCUCAACUAUGGAUUCAGUGGAGUGAUGCUGCGAGGGUCGGGCAUCAAGUGGGACCUGAGGAAGUCUCAGCCUUACGACAAGUAUGACCAGGUGGAGUUCGAUGUCCCCAUCGGGAGCAACGGGGACUGCUACGACAGGUAUCUGUGCAGAGUGGAGGAGAUGAGACAGUCCCUGAGGAUCAUGCACCAGGCGCUCAACAUGAUGCCAGAAGGAGAGAUUAAGGUGGAUGACGCCAAGGUGGCCCCACCCAAGAGAUCUGAGAUGAAGAUGUCCAUGGAGUCUCUGAUCCACCACUUUAAACUGUACACAGAGGGCUACCAGGUCCCUCCAGGCGCCACAUACACAGCUGUGGAGGCCCCCAAGGGAGAGUUUGGUGUUUAUUUGGUAUCAGACGGCUCCAGCAGACCCUAUCGCUGCAAGAUCAAAGCCCCUGGAUUCGCUCACUUGGCUGGUCUGGAUAAAAUGGCCAAAGGACACAUGCUCGCUGACGUCGUGGCUAUUAUUGGCACUCAGGACAUAGUGUUUGGAGAGGUGGACCGUUAAUGUGAUGCCGCUAACCUGUGUGUUCCCUGAAGAGCAGGAUUCGACCUCUGUCACACAUCUCUUAGUCGAGUCCUCUUCCUGUUCACCAUUUCUUUCAGUGGGGCUGUGACGGAUGACUCUUCUUAUAAUCAGUGAUGUACAAUGUCCAAAUAAACCUAAUAAAUAUUUUAUGACCGAA
This is a messenger RNA of Notolabrus celidotus (New Zealand spotty), 1614 nucleotides long. RefSeq names its product NADH:ubiquinone oxidoreductase core subunit S2 (gene ndufs2). Gene Ontology annotation, biological process: mitochondrial electron transport, NADH to ubiquinone. The record is from RefSeq and is a predicted model, not a curated record. NCBI's taxonomy places the organism in Eukaryota, Metazoa, Chordata, Actinopteri, Labriformes, Labridae. The coding region runs from base 36 to 1436 and encodes 466 amino acids. The transcript is spliced from 14 exons. Gene Ontology annotation, molecular function: NAD binding; quinone binding; NADH dehydrogenase (ubiquinone) activity.